GCUGACAAAAGAGGGGAAAGAGACCAGUGAGCUGCUCUGUGCGUCAGGACGCACAAGACAACCGCAUAUGGCCCGUGUAGUUUCCUCAUUUCAACCGUCGAGCAAGAGGCAGGCGAAGAGUGGACAGUGUGUGGAAAUAGCAUGAAGAGGGGCACAUCAGACACUGAAGAGUCWGAUUUGCUUUGCACGCAGACGUUUUGCGACGGUGGCACGUUCGCUCAUGUGCACACCUUGUGAGCAGCCGCGGAGGAGACAGCACGGUUACUUCUUCGGUUUAGUGAACUCUCCUUUGUAGUUUUAACAUUGCUGUGGUCGUCAGCAAGGCUGUAAUUUAUAUGUCAUCGUUGUUUUUACCCAGGACGAUGGCGUCGUCGCUGUUAUUUAUCCUGAUGCCCAGACGGGCGCUUUUUCGUCACAACUGGUCCUGUCCUUAAGGAUUUUCCACCACUGCCUUUUUUAUUUUCAGUCAGGUGGAUCUUUCCUCCAAUCUUUUGUUUUUAUCUUACCUUAUUUUCUCUCCGGUUUGACUGUAAGAUAGCAGCCUUUUAAAUUUUUUUAUUCCUAUGCAUCCGCAUGAAGACAACACCAGAAAGGAGAAAACGACUGAAAACCGAAGGGGGAGAAAAGGAGACGAUUGAGGAGGGAAACGAGAAUGAAUGAGACACACUGAGCAGCCAAGGAGAAGGAGAUUGGAAUCAAGGGUCACCCUCGGGGAAGGUGUAAGCUGAGGAAAGUGCCAGUCCACUCACCUGUGCCUGCUGACCACCUCUGAGCUUUAGCACCAUCCCCUGCUCUGCCCUCUGCUCAGCUUCAAACAUGGCUCUUACGGUUUGGAUCUUCCUCACGUCUGCUGUGGCUUUUAGCAACAUUGCUCCAUCCUCACAGGCUCUGGGCAGAUCAAUGAUGCCCUUUGGUUUGAUGCGUCGGGAGCUGGCAUGUGAAGGCUAUCCCAUCGAGCUGCGCUGCCCUGGAAGUGAUGUCAUCAUGAUUGAGACGGCCAACUACGGCCGCACCGACGACAAGAUCUGCGACGCAGACCCCUUUCAGAUGGAAAAUGUGCAAUGCUACCUGCCUGAYGCCUUCAAGAUAAUGUCACAGAGGUGUAAUAAUCGCACUCAGUGUGUGGUGGUCGCGGGGACGGACGUGUUCCCAGACCCCUGCCCAGGGACCUACAAGUAUUUGGAGAUCCAGUAUGAGUGUGUCCCCUACAAAGUGGAUCAAAAAGUAUUUGUGUGCCCGGGAACACUGCUGCGGGUGCAGGUGCCCAGCUCUCAGCAGGAGGCAGAGCACCAGGCGGGGGCAUGGUGCAAGGACCCUCUGCAGUCUGGGGACCGUCUGUUCGUCAUGCCCUGGACCCCCUAUCGCACUGACAUGCUGUAUGAGUAUGCUUCCUGGGAAGACUUUAAACAGAACAAAGUCACCACCACCUACAAGCUGCCUAACAGGGUGGAUGGUACAGGGUUUGUUGUGUAUGACGGUGCAGUGUUUUACAACAAAGAGCGCACACGAAACAUAGUCAAGUACGACCUACGGACACGCAUCAAAAGCGGUGAAGCCAUUGUCACAAACGCCAACUAUCACGACACCUCUCCGUACCGCUGGGGAGGGAAAUCGGACAUUGACCUGGCUGUGGAUGAGAAUGGUCUGUGGGUGAUUUACGCCACGGAAUCCAACAAGGGACGACUGGURGUCAGCCAGGUCAAUCCGUACACGCUGCGCUUCGAAGGCACCUGGGAGACCAGCUUCGACAAGAGGAUGGCGUCCAACGCCUUCAUGGCCUGCGGGGUGCUGUACGCAGUGCGUUCCGUCUACCAGGAUGAUGACAGCGAAGCCGGCGGCGACCUGGUGAUGUACGCCUACAACACCAACCACGCACGCGAGGAACCCGUCAACAUCCCUUUCCCGAACCCGUAUCAGUACAUCUCCUCUGUGGACUACAACCCUCGAGACAACCAGCUUUAUGUGUGGAACAACUACAACGUGCUGCGCUACCCGCUGGAGUUUGGACCACCAGAUCCCACCACUGGGCCUCUGACCACUACCCAAGUGACCACCACUCCUCCAUCAAGGCCGUUCACCUCCAGUGCCAGUCCCUCCACUGUCCGCCCUCUUGCUCCCACCUCACGACCAAUUGGCCCCAUCAACAAGCAUCUAGAUCUGCGUCCAAUCACAGCCACCGUGCCUGUCACUCGUCGCACACCUCGCCCUCCACAAAACCCAGAACGACAUUUUUGUGAGGCUAAGCUGGUCCGUGGCAUCCAGUGGCCCACCACCCAACGAGGAGAAACAGUGGAUCGUCCAUGUCCCAAAGGAUCUCUAGGCAUUGCCUCGUUCCAGUGCUUGACGGAUCAGGUCAUUUGGAACCUGCGGGGUCCUGACCUGAGUAACUGCACCUCCCCAUGGGUCAACCAGGUGGCACAGAAGAUAAAAAGCGGAGAGAAUGCUGCUAAUAUAGCCGGUGAACUGGUGAACCACACAAGAAGCCGGAUCCAAGCAGGAGAUGUUAUCUCUUCUGUCCGACUGAUUGAGCAGUUGUUGGAUGUGCUGGAUGCUCAACUUCAAACCCUAAGGCCUGGAAAAAAGGAGUCAGCAGGUCGAAACUACAACAAGUUCCAGAAGCGAGAGCAGACAUGUCGGGCAUUCAUCCAGGCGGUGGUCCAGACCGUGGACAACUUGCUCCGCCCUGAGUCUCUGGAGUCAUGGCAGGACAUGAACAGCACAGAGCAGGCUCACACUGCCACCAUGUUACUAGACGUCCUGGAAAAAGCAGCCUUCCUGUUGGCCAACAACAUGUAUGGCAAUCGCUUUUCAGACCGAGCCCCCAGUGUUGAUCUGGAGGUGCACGUCGUCAACACGGAGAUGGAGCUGCAGGACUUGUCCUUUCCUCAGAACUACGCCAGCGACAGCACCAUCCAGCUCUCAGCCUCCACCAUCAAACAGUACAGUCGCAACGGACAAGUAAAAGUGGUGUUCAUUUUGUACAAGAAUUUGGGAUCUUUCCUGUCCACGGAGAACGCGACAGUGAAGAUGGAAACGGACGGGCCGAGCUUGGAGAGGAAAAGCCUGGCCGUCAACUCGCACGUGAUCGCCGCCGCCAUCAACAAAGAGUCCAGCAGAGUGUUUCUCACUCAGCCCGUGAUCUUUACACUCAAACAUCUUCAGAUGGAGAAUUAUUACACUCCGAAUUGCUCCUUUUGGAACUACCCCGAGCGCUCCAUGACGGGCCAGUGGUCGUCGCAGGGCUGCAAGCUGCUGGAGACCAACAGCACACACACCACCUGCUCCUGCAGCCACCUCACCAACUUCGCCGUGCUCAUGGCUCACCACGAGUCCGACGACCGGAUGCACGAACUGAUCCUUUUUGUGAUCACCUGGGUGGGCAUUGUGAUCUCCCUAGUGUGUCUGGCCAUCUGCAUCUCCACUUUCUGCUUCCUGCGGGGUCUGCAGACCGACCGCAACACAAUCCACAAGAAUCUCUGCAUAAACCUCUUCAUUGCGGAGCUGCUCUUCCUCAUAGGGAUCGACAAGACGGAAUACCAUAUUGCCUGUCCAAUCUUUGCUGGCCUUCUUCAUUUCUUCUUCUUGGCUGCCUUCUCCUGGAUGUGUCUGGAGGGUGUGCAGCUCUAUCUCAUGCUCGUGGAGGUCUUUGAGAGCGAGUACUCACGCAAAAAGUACUACUAUCUGUGCGGCUACUGCUUCCCCGCUCUGGUGGUGGGCAUCUCCGCAGCCAUAGACUACAGGAGCUAUGGGACCAAGAAAGCAUGCUGGCUGCGAGUAGAUAACUACUUCAUCUGGAGCUUCAUUGGACCUGUUUCAUUUGUUAUUAUGCUCAAUCUUGUUUUUCUCAUGAUCACGCUACAUAAGAUGAUCCGCAAUUCUUCAGCACUCAAGCCUGACUCCAGUCGCCUGGAUAACAUAAAGUCAUGGGCUCUGGGAGCCAUCACCCUGCUCUUCUUGCUUGGACUAACGUGGGCUUUUGGUCUUCUCUUUAUCAAUGAGAACACAGUAAUCAUGGCCUAUCUGUUCACCACCUUCAAUGCCUUCCAGGGAAUGUUCAUUUUCAUCUUCCACUGUGCUCUGCAGAAGAAGGUCCAUAAGGAGUACAGUAAAUGUCUGCGUCACUCCUACUGCUGCAGCCGCACUUCCACCAGCAGCUCCCACGGUUCCCUGAAGAACUCCGGCCUGCGUACCAACAACCGCUACUACAGCGGCAGCCAAGCUCGCCACGCAGCUGCCCACAGACAGAGUCGGAUCCGUAGGAUGUGGAACGACACGGUUCGAAAGCAGACAGAAUCUUCCUUCAUGGCGGGAGAUAUAAACAGCACCCCGACACUCAACCGAGCAACCAUGGGCAAUCACCUUCUGACGAACCCGGUGUUACAGACUCGCUCUGGCACCUCUCCGUACAACACUCUGCUGGCUGAAAGCUUCACCCCGCCCUCACCUGGAGUCUUCAACUCUACAGGAACCUUCCGUGACCCAAAGAGUACACUUUCUAAACCCCGUGACCCCUGUGGAAUGGAAACCCUUCCUUUAAAUGGUAACUUCAACAACAGCUACUCCAUGCGCAUCGGCCCRUCAGGUGGAGGUGGGGGCAGCUGUGACUUUUUAAGUGGCGAAGGUGGAGACAGCCCCCCGCCCAUGUUCAAYCCUCGUAGCUCCGAAACCCUGGGAGGCGGAGGCAACCGGCGAAACCUCCCUGACGCGGCGGCCUUUGAGAAAAUGAUCAUCUCUGAGCUCGUGCACAACAACCUGAGAGGCGGUGUUGGUGGAGGCGGUGGAGCUGAUGUAGGGGACAGAGCGUACAGCAGUUUGGUCAGGGGACAUCCUCACGGUGGGAUCGGUCGGGGCACAACUGUCCCAGGGCCGGAGUCGUCGGUGAGCAUGGACGAAGACRAUGAAUUUCUUAGCGACGGGCGGCAGCGAACGCCGCAGGAUGUAGAGCUGCUUUAUAAAGCUCUGGAGGAACCCCUCCUGUUGCAGCGUGCCCAGUCYGUACUCUACCAAAGCGAUCCGGAGGAGUCUGAGAGCUACACGGCUGACCUUACAGAGAGCCUCGGCCACAGCGGCCACAGUGGUCAGAGCGGUGGUGGGCAGGGAGGCAGCAGAGCAGCGGAUUCCCCAGCCCACGACUCCCUGUACACCAGCAUCACCAACCUGCGAGACUCACCCUACCCUGACAGCAGCCCGGAGCCGCUGGAGGUUGUGCCCCGCUCAGCCCAGCCCCCAGAAGAGCUGUACUAUAGUUCUGGGAGGCCUGCCUUGGGCUCUCGUGGGGCUCCUAUGCAGACCUUCUAUCAGGCCCCACCUCAAAGACCGAGUGGGGAGGGACACCAGGCUCAGGAGCCURUCCACAGUGAGGGAGACGGACAGAUGCAACUGGUCACCAGCCUGUGACUGGAGCCUGAAGCAGGAAGCUGGAGACAAAUGUGAUGGCCAGACUCUCCUCCCGGCCGGUCUCUCUCUCUCGUGUGUCUCCRCUUUCUGUUUGUUUGGUUGCCUUUCUUUCUCUUGACUUUUAUUUAACUUCACAUAYGAGCGAACAGAGUGAUGUUCUGGGGGAGAGAUUGCUGACUCUGCAGCCUUUAUCGUCAACUCUCCCCCAUCACGAGGAGAUGAAUGAUGAGUGUUUUUUUAGGCAGAGUGUUCGUUACCUCUGUCGAACCUCAGCCAUCUCUAGUUUUCAGUACCCUAAGGCCAAGUCCAGCACACUGAAUGUACCAUUCCACACCCCCCCCCCCUUUACCUUGAGAUAUUUUCAAACUUUGAAUCUUGGUUGAAUUUUUUUAUGCAAUUUCCUCUCAGACCUGCCUCCGGAGAUGGGGAUAUUGUUUUAUAUUUUGUUCUCUUUUUUUUUUCUUACCAUCUUUAGAAUUUUUUUUUCCAAGUUAUCAUUUGAUAGGGGUAUUUAGCUGUGGAGACAGGAAAUAUUAUACACUGUUAUUACCUGAAACGUCUCACAGAGAGCUCUUCGUUGUUGCCAAAAAUAUCUUUUAUUGAGCCAGAACAAAAACUAGAACAUCCACAAGGCUAACACACACACACACACACACACACACACACACA
Molecule: messenger RNA, 6066 nt
Organism: Austrofundulus limnaeus
Lineage: Eukaryota; Metazoa; Chordata; Actinopteri; Cyprinodontiformes; Rivulidae
Gene: adgrl1a
Product: adhesion G protein-coupled receptor L1a
Exons: 26
Coding region: 817-5397 (1526 amino acids)
Biological process (GO): cell surface receptor signaling pathway; adenylate cyclase-activating G protein-coupled receptor signaling pathway; heterophilic cell-cell adhesion
Cellular component (GO): plasma membrane; presynaptic membrane; axon
Molecular function (GO): carbohydrate binding; G protein-coupled receptor activity; latrotoxin receptor activity
Source: RefSeq, a predicted model, not a curated record